AUGGUUCCUGGCCCUCCACCGCCCCCUGUUCCAUCGGACCACUACCCACGGAAUACGGCUCCUGGCGCUUCUCUGCUGGAUGCGGUUUCUCUCUGUUCAGAGGCCCCUCAUCCUCCUCAGACUUCAUCUCAUGGUCAUCCCUGGCAUCGGCACUCUUUGGCCAGCAAAAUGCCUUCAGAUGGUCUCCCCCUACAAGGAAAAUGUACAAGCUUUGACACAGAUUCAACUGUCUUUCUCACUGAGGAGCAUCAAUCAGUAUAUGAAUUCCCAGAUGGAUAUAAUGCUACCUUUAAGUGCAUUUCUGGGUACAGACCGACUAAUAACCUAGUGACAGUAACCUGUGUUGACAGCAAGUGGACUAAACUGAAGUUAAUUUGUGAGCGUGUCACCUGUGAUCACCCAGAGAAUAUGAUGAAUGGAAAAUUUGAUAAUUCUAAAAAAUUUUAUUUUGGGCAGAAGAUUUAUGCUGAAUGUGAUAAAGGAUAUGUAAUGGUGGGUAGAAAUUAUAGACUGUGCCUUGCAAAUGGCAAAUGGGAUGGAUUUAAUCCGACAUGUGAGCCAGUUCCACAAACAGCAACUACUUCCCAGUCUACUACACGAGAAGCAAAACCCACAGCAGAGGUUUUGGCUCUACCGAAGUAUCCAUCUUCCACAGAUGAUAGUAGCAUUUCAGACGAUUCAACCACAAUGGAAAAUAACAAUUUUAUUCCAAAUGAAGUGGCAGAUGAGGAAGAGCAAGUUUAUUCACCUGGUUUUGAUUCAGUAUUUAUUGUCGGGGUAGUAGCAGUUUUAGUUUUGGUCACCAUAUUCAUUUGCGUACUCUACAUCCGUAAGAAAAACAAAAAAGGAUCCUACUAUUUGCCUUCAGAAGAACAAAACUUUGUCAAUGGAAGCAAUGGAAACCCUGAUGAGAAGGUGUUAACGCCUCAGGAAAAACAGACUUGGAUCUAUGUAGGUUAAGAUUUCAGGGUCUCCUACUGUUUGUUCACUGGAAUACAGUAUGUCUCAGGUGUGCCACAGGUAUAUCCAAGAUAAAGAAGCUUCUUCAUUGGAAUGUGAUUCUUUAACAAUGUUUCUGGAUCAGACUCUUCAGUUUUUGUAUAAAAUGUAUACAUAAAGUCUUUUGGGUUUAUUUGUACUUACUGAAUGACAAAUGGGGGAAUGUACAUACACAUCCAGUUCCUGAAAAUACAUCUUUAAAAGUAAUAUCAUGAUGUAUUUUUCUUACUUUACCAGCUAUAAAAAGCACCAAACUGUCACCAGGUCCAUAGUAAAAAUUCUCAAGUAUUUAUUUUCAUAAAAGCAUAAUAUAUGUGUAUUUUUGUAUUUACUGUAUUCUGCUAUAACAUGGGUGCCCACCUCAAACACAGUUUUGUUCACAUUAAGUGCUAACAAUGCAAUAAAAAAAAUUACACUUCUAUAAAUUUCCAUUUAGCUUCAUUCAGCCUACUUGCUGACACAUGACUUAUUCUAGCCUUCAAGUCAUAAUAAUCCAAAAGAAUAAAACCAACGUUCUGUUGCCUUCAUUGGGCAUUACUUCAUAUCAAAUACCUAAUAAAUUCUUCACGGACAUUUGGUGAUUAUAUUUAAAAACCUCAGUUUUUCAGAGGUCACCACAGGAUGCAGAAUUUCUUGUAUUUUAUACUCAUAAUUUCUUACCUAGAAAAUACAGUGAGUUGAUUGAGGUGAUAAAUAAGUUGAUUUUAAGUCAUUAAUUUGACUGCAGUACAGUGUAGCUUUUGAUAUAUUAUACCUCACAAAUUAGGUGUUGUACAGAUGAGUAUCAAGCCGACUUAAAUACAGAUGCAUCUUAUGGUGUGAGAAUUAUUUUAUGACCUACAGUGUUAGAAGUGGCUUCAUACAUGCUACUCACAAUUUUAGCAAAAAUAUAAAAUUUGAAAAGUUUUCUAAAUUAUAUAUCAAUACAGAUGAUCUGAAGGAUACAGUUGAUAUGUUGAAAGUUACAUUUAGCGUAAUAGCUAAAUUGUCUAAUGUCUUUUUAUGUAGUUUUUUUAUGUUUUUAUGUAGUUAUCUUGGUUUUCAUCUUCAUGACUCAUUGAAGAGUUCCAUAAUCCUUUGUAAGAAAACUCUUUCCUGGAUUCUAUCUCAAAUACACUUUCCCUUUAUCUUCAUGGAUGAUCUUCAGUAUGUAAUUUAAACUAAAAUUUGAAUCCCCUUUAUCAGUCCUUCUGAUAAUAAACACCUCAAGGUGAUACAAAUUUCCUUAAAAAGAUUUCUUAAAAUGCACUGAGAUAGAAAUUAACAUUUGUGAAAAAGAGGUGGUUAUAAUGAACUAAACGUGAUUCAUAAUAAGGAAAUUUGCAGAAGUAAUGCAGAUGAGCUGGCAGACUGCACGUCUUAGCUUGUGGAGUGCGAGACAGGAGAAGGCCUGAUUAAGCUGUGCAGCAUACUUGAGAAACUACUAGUAUUAUGUAUUAGCUUUGUUCACUGUAUUAGAAGACAGAUGUAACAGUUCUAUAAAAACAAAAAUCUAAAGAAGGGUUAACAGUGGUUCAAGACAAAACGGCAUGACUUAUGAUUACAUCCUAAACAAGUCAUGUUAAUAGAUACCCAAAAAGUGUAUCAUAUUGGUAAGGGAACUGAAUUUGAUGGCAGUUUAGUCAUGAAGGAAGUGCUUGUGGGAAAAUGUGUCUGACACUAAUGAAAAAAACUCUUUUUUUACUGAGAAGAAUGAAUAUGUAAAUCUAGGAAAACAGGUGAAAUAUUUAUGGACACUUGUCCAGUUUUUCUUUUUAUUACCAUUCAGGAAAUGAACAUUUGCAUUUCUUGACUUGCCACUAUAUUGUUACGCUGCUUGUCAACGUGUCUGUCAUCCCCCUUUCCUCUGUUCUUGUUAACAUUCAUACCACAAAACACUUUGCAUCUUUCUGAAGCUUCUUAUUUGGCCAGUUCCAUUUUUCAAAACAUAAUUCAUGACUUUAUCAAACUUUUCUUCCUUUUUGCUUUUUGUAUUUGCAUUUUUCUGGUGCUUCCUUUCCUUUCAUUUCUGAAACUUUCAAACUUUUGGGUGGUCUUCUUUAUAGAAGGAAACCUAUGCAUUCCUAAGACCACUGCCAUUGGAAUGAGCUCCGCUAAUUUGGUAAAUGAAGUUGAUGCUUACGUAUCAGUAUUGUGACAAAAAUUCCGGUAUAUUUGUAAAGUUGUGUAGUCGUGUGCAUGAAGAGGUAAUGUGUCUUGUUGUGGGUGCUCUAGUGUCAAAACUGGAAAACAUGUAUUUUUCUACUGCAGUAAUGUUAACAUAAGGUGUUUUUUAAUUAGUUGCUUUGUAAUUUAAAUGUACGAGGAUUUAUUGGGUGAAGCACUUUUUUUUCUUUUCUAUUUAAACAAUUUGUAUUUUUCUGCACUUUAAUGUUCAUAUCCUUGAAUUUUAUACAUUCUUUGUCUGCACUAAUAAUUAAAUCUUAAUUUAUUAAA
This is a messenger RNA of Polypterus senegalus (gray bichir), 3435 nucleotides long. Its product is annotated as membrane cofactor protein-like. NCBI's taxonomy places the organism in Eukaryota, Metazoa, Chordata, Cladistia, Polypteriformes, Polypteridae. The transcript is spliced from 12 exons. The record is from RefSeq and is a predicted model, not a curated record. The coding region runs from base 1 to 960 and encodes 319 amino acids.